Molecule: messenger RNA, 567 nt
Organism: Fulvia fulva
Lineage: Eukaryota; Fungi; Ascomycota; Dothideomycetes; Mycosphaerellales; Mycosphaerellaceae
Exons: 1
Coding region: 1-567 (188 amino acids)
Source: RefSeq, a predicted model, not a curated record
AUGUCACCAGGCCUAUCAAGGAACCCUACACCUGCAGUUCAUGAAGCGAAUCAUCACACUCCAGCGCUUUUCUCGCCAACACUGCCAGUCAAUCGUGCAAACGAGCUCUCUGGCACGGGCGAUUGGACAUCGCAGGUUCCCUGCGCACAGACGCAGUACUUACUGCCGGCGAACCGUCAGCUAAAUCAGAGUGAAGUAUUCAGACGACUGAGUAUAGCUCUCUGGAACAUCAUCGUUCGUGAAGCUCCUGCCUUUGCACACACAGCGCGAAGCAUAGGAUCCGAUGCACUGGCGGGCGAUGAAGAUGCGGCCGCUAUGCUUGAGGCCAUAUCCAGAAACUUCGACCAGUCGACUGGUAAUGCUGCCACCCACGCAGGUGAUCCAACGAGCAAUAGCUUAGCUCAUUUGGCCGCAGAACCACCGUAUCACCUCCAUACUCUACAAGAAGGCCAAGCUGGAUCUUCAAAUUUCGUGCAGCUUAGCUAUCACGAUCAGUACGCUGAAGCCUUUGCCGAUACCACGACACAGGAGGGUCGUAAUGAGGCUGAGGUUGUUAAGCUCCCGUAG